AUGACGAGCACUGCUACGAAGAGCAGCUACCCGGAUCGGUCCCGGAAAACGCUCUGCAGGAACCCGUUUCUCAGUAUCAAGUUCUUCGUUUUCUGCCACGGGCUCCUACAGCUCUCCCAGCUCCUGGUCUCUGGCUAUCUGAAGAGCUCCAUCUCAACCAUCGAGAGACGAUAUGGCCUCUCCAGCCAGACGUCGGGGCUCCUGGCUUCCUUCAAUGAGGUUGGGAACACUUUGCUGAUCGUCUUCAUAAGUUACUUUGGGAGCCGAGUGCACAGACCUCGUUUCAUCGGUUGUGGUGCCAUCCUCGUCUCCUUGGCUGGGUUCCUCAUGUCUCUCCCCCACUUCAUAACUGGACCCUACAAGUAUGACCAGUCUGUUGCCAGCGUGUUCAGCAACGCCACCGACCUGUGCCAGCCCGGGGUGCCGGGGCCCCGGGGGAACCUCAGCGACGCCGGCUGCACCCCCCGCGCUGCCAGGGAGAACCACGAGGUUCUCCUCGUCAUGUUCGUCGCCCAGGCGCUGCUGGGCAUCGGCGGCGUCCCCAUCCAGCCCUUCGGGAUCUCCUACAUCGAUGACUUCGCCAGCGAGAGGAACUCCCCCCUCUAUUUGGGGAUCUUGUUCUCCGUGACUGUCAUCGGGCCGGGGGUGGCCUUCAUGCUGGGCUCUGCCAUGCUGCGUUUUUACGUCGACAUCGACAAAGUUACCGGAGAUGACGUCCAGCUCACGAACAAAGACCCGCGGUGGGUCGGCGCCUGGUGGCUUGGUUUCCUGGUCGCAGCCAGUCUCGUGGCCCUGUCUGCGGUGCCUUAUUUCUUCUUCCCGCGGGAAAUGCCGAAAGAGAUUGCCAUGUCGACGUGGUUAUAGAAAGCCUUCCUUUCACUGAGGGAGCUGAGCUAGUCCUCUGCUUCCAAAGAGCUUCUCCAUCCCAGCUCUUCACCCAUCCCAGCCACAAGCUGCACCG
Messenger RNA from Phaethon lepturus (White-tailed tropicbird), 961 nucleotides. Its product is annotated as solute carrier organic anion transporter family member 2B1-like. Gene Ontology annotation, cellular component: membrane. Gene Ontology annotation, molecular function: bile acid transmembrane transporter activity. NCBI's taxonomy places the organism in Eukaryota, Metazoa, Chordata, Aves, Phaethontiformes, Phaethontidae. The transcript has 7 exons. The annotation marks the transcript as partial. The record is from RefSeq and is a predicted model, not a curated record. Gene Ontology annotation, biological process: transmembrane transport; bile acid and bile salt transport; sodium-independent organic anion transport.